Messenger RNA from Anopheles nili, 1167 nucleotides. RefSeq names its product protein ovarian tumor locus-like. Gene Ontology annotation, molecular function: cysteine-type deubiquitinase activity. Lineage: Eukaryota; Metazoa; Arthropoda; Insecta; Diptera; Culicidae. The record is from RefSeq and is a predicted model, not a curated record. Gene Ontology annotation, biological process: protein deubiquitination. The transcript has 6 exons. Bases 1 to 1167 code for a protein of 388 amino acids.
AUGAGUAAUAACGAAUAUAACAAUCGUCAUAAUGCUCGUGCUUUCGGCGCGGGUAGCCGUCAAACACCAGACAUCUUUGACCAAUUUCUACAAAACCUGGGAUUUUAUCGCAAGCAUAUCGCUCCCGAUUCAUGUAGCUUAUUCCGUGCAGUUUCGGAACUGGAAUACGACAUUCAGUUGUAUUAUGCAAAAACCCGAAAGAAUGCCACUGAAUUUAUUCGUAAUAACAAGCAGUUAUUCGUAAAGGAUAUUUAUGAGAAUUUCGAGUCCUAUUUGAACAAUAUGACCAAACCUCGUACGUGCGGAACACUGCUAGAAUUAAGAGCGUUAGCGUAUUACCACGGGGCCAAUGUCAUACUUUUCGAACCAUUCACAGAAGGCAGACUUAUUAUAUUUGAAUCAUGUUUCGUUAAAACGUGGCGUUUAUUUUAUGUUGACGACCAUUUCGAUACCGUGUUCCCAAUGGAAUAUAUGGAAAUGGCUGCUGACUGUCAGGCCAUAGUCUAUGAGAUACUUUAUAAAAACGUUUUUCGUUUGCCCGACGUUGAAUACGCUGUUGAACGUAUGCUGCAUGAUCCGGAAGACAACAUGAUCAUAUACGAACAAAAUGAAUCACAUCAUACCGUGGCCAAAACAGUGGAUGGAAGGCAGUUGGAGCUAAGCACGUCUAAAGAUACCCGAUGUGUUCUUAUGCAUUCUCACCUUUGCCAUUUUCAUAAUCAUGAAAAUUUUGACGCCAUUCAGCAAUUCUUCUCAAUAUUUGGUCCAGAGGAGGGAUGCCGAGUAUACAUUGGAAGUCAUUUUCGCGACGGGGCGAGAAAACCUAACCCGUUGCUAUCUGAUCCAAAAAUAUCGUGUGUGCGUCAGUUGCUUAAGAUGGGAAUAACUCCUUUCCCUUAUAAAAUAGCCAAAUCGCUAGAUCGGCACAUUUAUCGUAAUGUUGAAUUUGAUAUUUGGGUGGAAAUGCGUAUUGAAAAACGUAAUGAAACAGUGUUUGAGAAUGACCCUCAAUACGUUACUAAUCUAAGAGAUGAUGUAGCUUGUCACAUCGAACAUAUUGUCCCUGAUAAAAAAUCAGUUCUGUUAAGUACAAUUGGUAAACAAGAGGUUCGAUACAUUGAUGCGACGAAAUUUUUAAAACCACUUGGCACUAUCAAGAGAGGAUAA